AGGGUGAGAAAAAGGGGCGAGGACAGUGGAAGUAAGGUAGUAUAAGUGCGAUUAGUCAGAGAGUUCAGUCUGAAAUUCCCUAGUGGCUGCAUGGAUUCAACUGGCAACAUGUGGAUUUCGGAAAAAAACACACCACAGCAGCCCGGAGGACUAAAACAGCGUGUCAUCAGUGCCCUGCUCUACUGCACUGGAGAAAUGAAACAAUUACACACUCACAUGAAGGAUAAAUCCAUCCUGCUGCAGUUCUCUGAGUGGUGUUUACGUGGGAUCUCACGGGUGAUUCUGCUAAACAACCCCCUGAGUGGAGUUCUGAUUCUAGCUGCAUUACUGCUGGAGAGCCCCUGGCAGGCUCUGCUGGGGAUGCUCGGCCUUUUGGCCUCCACCCUCACAGCUAUAAUCCUGGGACAGGACUGGGAGGAGGUUUCCAGUGGCCUUCAUGGUUUUAAUGGAAUGCUAGUGGCUCUGCUGAUGGGCGUCUUCAGCUCUGCUGGAGAUUGGUACUGGUGGCUUCUGCUGCCUGUGUGUCUUGGUGGUGCUACAACAACUUUUAUUUCCAGUAGUUUGGCUUCAGUUCUGGAACGCUGGGAUUUGCCAGUUAGCGUCUUUCCUUUUAACACAGUCAUUGUGCUGUAUUUGGCCUGUACUGGCACUUCUAACCCCUAUUUCCCAAACUAUCCUGCCCAGCCACCAGGGGCACCAGAGAGCACCAACCACACCCAACUCCAUGUUCCACAGCUCCUGCAGGGGGUGGUACUGGGUGUAGGGCAGAUCUUUGCAUGUGGGACUCUAGGCCCAUCUCUGCUUAUCCUGGGUGCUGUUUUCCUCUUUUCACCUGUUCUGGCCGUCCAUGCCCUCCUGGGAUCUGUCAUUAGCACCGUGGCAGGUAUGUCUAUGUCAGUGCAGUACAGAUUUCUGUACUCUGGCCUCUCAGGGUUUAACGGUGCUCUGGGUUGCAUGGUCGUGGGGGCAUUUUUCAUAUUUAGUUGGAGAACCCAUCUCUUAUCUAUUGCAAAUGCCUUACUUUCAGCUUACACAGACAUUGCCUUGAGCAACCUGCUAGGACUUGUGGGUCUGCCAGCAAGCAGUUGGGCUGCAACUUUGACAGGCACUCUUGUGCUGUUACUGACAGGGGAAAACUUCAAAGAAUACAGAAUCCCUACUGGAAAAGUAACCUCACCAGAACAUAACUUGCGCUCACACAAGCAAUGGUCUGUGGCCAAUACGAAUACAACUGAUGUAUAGUGUUUACAUAAAUUCAUAUACCCUUAUAAGUAAAAACACCACUGUGACAACAGAUUUAAAAAUAAAUAAAUAAAUAAAAUACUACAAAUUUAUUUUAUACAACA
Megalobrama amblycephala (Wuchang bream) is the source of this 1346-nucleotide messenger RNA. Its product is annotated as urea transporter 2. The transcript is spliced from 8 exons. Bases 91 to 1242 code for a protein of 383 amino acids. Gene Ontology annotation, cellular component: membrane. The record is from RefSeq and is a predicted model, not a curated record. Gene Ontology annotation, biological process: urea transmembrane transport. Gene Ontology annotation, molecular function: urea transmembrane transporter activity. Lineage: Eukaryota; Metazoa; Chordata; Actinopteri; Cypriniformes; Xenocyprididae.